GCUAAUUUCAUCAAGCUUAUUUUUAUAUUCUUUGAGAUUCUCCUCAACAAACUCAAGCUCAUGAUGAAGCUCUUUCAUCCUCAACUCGGUCUUCUUGUGCCUCUUGGUGAUUGCAUGGAUGAACAUUCCUAUUCUUUGAAGUUCCUCAACAUUGAGUUCCUGUCGAUAUUCGAUCUCUCUGGCUUCCAUUAAUGGUUUCUUGUCUUCUUCAAAAUUUGCUUCUGACUCAAAAUUGAAUUUAUCAGAGCCUUUAGAGUCAGGACACAUUUGUAGACCUCCAUAUUCAUCUCUGAGAGUGGUUUCACGAACAACUCCAGGGAUUCCUGGCUCUGAUGGCCUGAUCAUAGUAAUUUUGGUUGCUUCGACCAAGUCUUUAUUUAACUCGUUUAAUGGGGUCAGGUGGUUAAGUGAACUAUCAUCAAUGCCUCCUUCUUGUGGAGAUUUGAAUAGUAAUACUUUGGUUCCAUCAUCAGCCAUUUUGUUAUGCUUCAAACAUAGCUUUAAGAAAGUAUCUUCGUUUCUAAAAUGCACUGAAGUCAGUAUGUAGUUAUUAUGAUACAAAUGGUUAGCUUUCUCAUAUUCUCUCAUGAACCUCCAACAUAAGAUUCAUGCUGAUAAUUUAUUAUUAGACCCAUACGGAAGCUUAUGAUUCUGUUCCAACAAAUCAGUGAACUUAUAAUAAUUCUCUCCUUCUCUCUUCGUCCAAUCUCUUCCUAUCUUCGCCAUUUC
Molecule: messenger RNA, 729 nt
Organism: Moneuplotes crassus
Lineage: Eukaryota; Ciliophora; Spirotrichea; Euplotida; Euplotidae
Source: the annotation of a GenBank genome assembly